Neoarius graeffei (lesser salmon catfish) is the source of this 834-nucleotide messenger RNA. RefSeq lists its product as uncharacterized. NCBI's taxonomy places the organism in Eukaryota, Metazoa, Chordata, Actinopteri, Siluriformes, Ariidae. Bases 1 to 834 code for a protein of 277 amino acids. The record is from RefSeq and is a predicted model, not a curated record. The transcript has a single exon.
AUGCAGCAACUGAAAUCAAUAGAGGAAGUCCUGGAAUUACACUCAGAAAUGUUUAAGGAUGAACUGAGCACGCUACAUGGCAUCAUGGCCAAAAUUCUCGUAAACCCAGAAGUCAACCCAAAGUUUUGCAAGAGCCGCCCACUACCAUUUGCCAUGAAGUCAAGGGUGGAUGCUGAAUUAGACCGACUGAAGAAAGCAGGCACAAUCUCGCCCGUUAAACACAGCGAGUGGGCUGCUCCGGUGGUAUCGGUUAUAAAGAGAGACAAUACAAUUUGCUUGUGUGGAGAUUACAAAUUAAUUGUCAAUCAAGCUGCCACUACAGAGACCUACCCCCUGCCUUGGAUUGAGGAGCUGAUGGCAACGCUGAGUGGCGGGACAGUGUUCUCAAAGAUUGACCUUGCCUCAGCGUACCAGCAGGUCCCUCUAGAUGAUGAGUCGAAGAAGCUACUGACCAUCAACACACAUCGAGGUGUAUUCCUGUACAAUAGACUAGCCUUUGGGGUUAGCUCCACCACCUCCAUAUUCCAACAGAUUAUGGAAAACCUCAUGAAAGAUCUGGAUGUAGUUGUUUAUUUAGAUGACUUGUUGAUCACAGGAAAAACUGAACAAGAUCAUGUGCAGAAGCUGCAGAAGGUGUUACAGAGACUCCAGGAGAGUGGCUUGAGAGUCAAGAAAUCCAAAUGCAAGUUUGGGAAAAAGCAAAUUGAAUAUUUGGGGCAUGUGUUGAACAACCAUGGUAUUUAUCCAUCUCCAGACAAGUUAAAGGCAAUCAAAAACACACCAGUGCCUUCAUGUGUGAAAGAGCUGAGAGUGUUUUUGGGGUUAAUGAAUUAA